AUGGCUACUUCUUUGAUUCCGCAGAGGUUUCGCCCCACGGGCUUGGACAACGAUGCCGAACCUAGCUGGCUGAGGCGUCAAGUGACCGCCGUGCUGCAAUCAGUGUCCCGUCGCGCAUGCGUGCAUCCAAUCCAUACCAUCGUCGUAAUUGCGCUGCUUGCCAGUACGACCUAUGUUGGACUCCUCGAGGGCAGUCUCUUCGACGCAUUCCGCAGCUCAGGAGAUGCUACCAAUCAAUUGGAUGUCAACUCUCUUCUCUACGGAAGUAGAAACCUUCGUCUGGGGGAGCGUACUUCAUGGCGAUGGCAGGUGGAAGAUAAGUUGACUUACGAGGAUAGUGAGCAAGUUGCGCAGCACCUAGCACUUACGACUUUCAUUUUCCCCGACUCAUCCUGGAAAUCCACCUCCACUGCGCCGUUGCUCGAUGACAUUCCUAUCCCGGAAAACAUUUCUGCUCGCCCGGUCCCUCACACCCCCAAUCUUUUCUCUCCUUUCUCGCACGAUUCGUCAUUGGCGUUUACCGUUCCCUUUGAUAAUCUGCCCAAUUUCCUCAAGGCAGUCCAAGAGAUCUCCGAUCCAACCGCCGAGGAGGACGCGACGGAGCAGAGAAAAUGGAUCAUGAGGGCAGCUCGUGGGGCUGGUUCUCGUAGGGCCCUGAAGAUCUGGCUAUCAGAUGCCUGGAGUUCCUUUGUUGAUCUGAUCAAGCAUGCGGAAACCAUCGACAUCGCGAUUAUGACCCUAGGAUACAUUUCGAUGCACCUGACAUUUGUGUCACUUUUCAUUUCCAUGAGACGUUUGGGUUCAAAAUUUUGGCUAGCAACGUCGGUUCUCUUGUCAAGUGUCUUUGCGUUCCUGUUUGGUCUUCUGGUCACUACGAAGCUUGGUGUUCCGAUCAACAUGCUGCUACUCUCGGAGGGACUGCCUUUCCUUGUUGUGACAGUUGGUUUCGAAAAGCCCACCAUUUUGACAAAGGCAGUACUGUCCGCUUCAACUAAUGCCAAACGCCAAGCUGGUGGUGCCAAUAGACGUAACGCUGGUAACAGCAACGUCCCCAAUUCGCCUAAGUCGAUUCAGGACUCGAUCGAGCUCGCCAUUAAAGAAGAAGGCUUUGGCAUUGUCCGAGAUUACUGCAUUGAGAUUGGUAUCCUGGUGGCCGGAGCUGCAUCUGGGGUCCAAGGUGGACUUCGGCAGUUCUGCUUCCUCGCCGCGUGGAUCUUGUUCUUCGACUGCGUCCUGCUGUUCACCUUUUACACCACUAUUCUCUGCAUCAAGCUCGAAAUCACUCGCAUUAAGCGCCAUGUUGCACUGCGAAAGGCUCUGGAGGAGGAUGGUGUGUCUCGUCAUGUCGCGGAAAACGUGGCUUCAAGCAACGACUGGCCGCAGAUGGGUUCGGAUAGCAGCAAGAACAACGACACCAGUGUUUUCGGGAAGAAAAUCAAGGCUAGUAGUGUGUCCAAGUUCAAGAUGCUCAUGGUCGGUGGAUUUGCUCUGGUGAACGUCGUCAAUCUGUCUACCAUCCCCUUCCGAAACCCGGCUCGGGGUGAGAGCUUCCCUGUCCUGUCUCGGAUGUUUGCUGCGACCCCGAUUGAUCCUUUCAAGGUUGCUGAAAACGGUCUUGAUUCCAUUUACGUGACCGCAAAGAGCAACAAGCUUGAGACCGUGGUGACUGUUCUUCCGCCGAUUAAGUACAAACUGGAAUACCCCUCGGUACAUUACGCUCAGCCGGACAACCGUGGAAGCUUUGACAUUGAAUACACCGACCAACUUCUGGACGCUGUGGGCGGUAGAGUUCUUGAAAGUCUCCUGAAGAGUGUCGAGGACCCCGUCAUCAGCAAGUGGAUCAUCGCAGCCUUGACGCUAAGCAUCGUCCUGAACGGGUAUCUGUUCAAUGCUGCACGAUGGAGCAUCAAGGAGCCUGAAGCAGCGAGUUCGGUUGCGAAGGCUCCUGUCGAGGAACCCAAGCCGGAGGUUGCAAAGGUUGAAUACAAGGAUGAUGGAACCCGGAGGACCAAGGAAGAGUGUGAGGCCAUGCUGAAAGAAGGGAAAGCGUCACUCUUGAACGACGAGGAACUCAUCGAGCUCUCACUACGGGGAAAGAUUCCAGGGUAUGCCCUUGAAAAGACCAUGACGGACCAACCCAUCAUGAGCCGUCUGGAGGCCUUCACGAGAGCAGUCAAGAUUCGCAGAGCUGUCGUUUCGAGGACCCCUGCUACGUCUGCUGUCACGAGUACUUUGGAAACAUCGAAGGUUCCGUACAAGGACUACAACUACACCCUCGUCCACGGAGCCUGCUGUGAGAACGUUAUUGGAUAUCUUCCUUUGCCGCUGGGUGUGGCUGGUCCUCUUGUCAUCGACGGACAGAGUUAUUUCAUCCCCAUGGCUACUACCGAAGGUGUGCUGGUGGCGAGUACGAGUCGUGGAUGCAAGGCUAUCAAUGCGGGAGGCGGUGCUGUUACUGUUCUCCAUGGUGACGGCAUGACCCGUGGUCCCUGUGUAGGAUUCCCGACGCUUGCCCGAGCCGCCGAGGCGAAGAACUGGGUUGAUUCAGAGGAAGGGAAGAGAAUUCUCACGGACGCGUUCAACUCGACCAGUCGUUUUGCCCGUCUCCAGUCCUUGAAGACUGCGCUUGCUGGCACGUAUCUUUACAUUCGAUUCAAGACCACGACGGGCGAUGCCAUGGGCAUGAACAUGAUCUCGAAGGGUGUUGAAAAAGCGCUUCAUGUGAUGGCUACCGAAUGUGGAUUUGAAGAUAUGGCGACGAUCUCCGUGUCGGGCAAUUACUGCACGGACAAGAAGGCGGCUGCUAUCAAUUGGAUUGACGGCCGAGGCAAGUCGGUGGUCGCAGAGGCUGUCAUCCCCGGUGAUGUGGUCAAGUCCGUUCUCAAGAGCGAUGUCAAUGCCCUGGUUGAACUCAACACGAGCAAGAAUCUCAUCGGCAGCGCCAUGGCUGGCAGUGUCGGCGGUUUCAACGCCCACGCAUCUAACAUUGUUACCGCUAUCUUCUUGGCGACGGGGCAGGAUCCCGCACAGAAUGUUGAAAGCAGCAACUGUAUUACGAUCAUGAAGAAUGUUAAUGGUAAUCUCCAUAUCUCCGUGUCGAUGCCAUCCAUUGAAGUCGGCACAAUCGGUGGCGGUACGAUCCUGGAAGCGCAGUCUGCGGUGCUCGAGAUGCUCGGGGUGCGCGGCUCUCAUCCCACGAAUCCCGGCGACAACGCCCGCCAGCUGGCCCGUAUCGUGGCCGCGGCAGUUCUUGCUGGUGAACUCAGUCUGUGCUCCGCCCUCGCUGCCGGUCACCUGGUCAGGGCACAUAUGGCGCACAAUCGGAGCGCGGUCCCUACACGGUCCGCGACACCGGUGUCGUCCGCGGUGGGCGCUGCAAAGAGCACUGCCGAAAAACUUGCCAUGACGUCUGCGAAAUGA
Rasamsonia emersonii CBS 393.64 is the source of this 3420-nucleotide messenger RNA. Its product is annotated as Hydroxymethylglutaryl-CoA reductase (NADPH). Gene Ontology annotation, biological process: isoprenoid biosynthetic process; ergosterol biosynthetic process; coenzyme A metabolic process. Lineage: Eukaryota; Fungi; Ascomycota; Eurotiomycetes; Eurotiales; Trichocomaceae. The transcript is spliced from 4 exons. Gene Ontology annotation, molecular function: protein binding; hydroxymethylglutaryl-CoA reductase (NADPH) activity. The coding region runs from base 1 to 3420 and encodes 1139 amino acids. Gene Ontology annotation, cellular component: endoplasmic reticulum membrane; peroxisomal membrane. The record is from RefSeq and is a predicted model, not a curated record.